AUGUUUGAGUUUUCUGGACUAUCCGAUGAUAAAAAACUUAGCAAAUUUCUCUUCAUUUUCUUUUUAUUGGUGUACAUGAUGACCAUUGUGGGAAACUUGGCUAUAAUAGCCCUUGUCUAUGCCUUCUCCAGCCUUCACACCCCAAUGUACUUCUUCCUGAGUAGCCUCUCUUUAGUAGACAUUUUUUACUCCUCAGUUAUUACUCCAAAUAUGUUGAUUAACUUCCUUUCCACUAAGAAGUCCAUUUCAUUUGUUGGUUGCGCCCUUCAGCUUUAUUUAUUUUGUGCAUUCGCAAGCACUGAGACCCUUCUCCUCUCUACCAUGUCGUAUGACCGUUAUGUGGCUAUCUGCCACCCUCUCCAUUACGCACUAAUAAUAACCAAGAAGAAAUGUUUUUGUUUGGUACUUUAUUCUUCCUUAAUUUGUUUCUUGCAGUCAAUUGCACAUACCAGUUGUGUGUUUAGUCUUCCAUUCUGUGGAUCAAACCUUAUUGACCAUUUCUACUGUGACAUCCCACCACUGUUGACACUAUCCUGCUCCAGCACUUUCCAUUGCUAUCUGGUAACUGGCACCCUUGUAAUAGCCUAUGGAGUAUAUACAUUCGUGUCAAUCUUCCUGUCAUACACUUUUAUAUUUCUUUCAAUUUUUAAGAUAAAAUCCACUAAGGGCAGACAGAAGGCCUUCAGUACAUGCUCCUCACAUAUUAUUACUGUCUCCAUUUUCUUCACAGCUGUUUUCUUCACCUAUCUUCAUCCUCAUUCAGGGGUCUUAAAAAUACAAGACAAAGUGACCUCUGUCUUCUUUACAGUAGUUACUCCAAUGCUAAAUCCGCUUAUCUACAGCCUAAGGAACCAAGAGGUGAAGAAAUUCCUUGCCCAAGCAAAGCAAAAAAUCAUGCUUAGAUUUAUAGUAUAG
Molecule: messenger RNA, 915 nt
Organism: Rana temporaria (common frog)
Lineage: Eukaryota; Metazoa; Chordata; Amphibia; Anura; Ranidae
Product: olfactory receptor 1020-like
Exons: 1
Coding region: 1-915 (304 amino acids)
Biological process (GO): G protein-coupled receptor signaling pathway
Cellular component (GO): membrane
Molecular function (GO): olfactory receptor activity; G protein-coupled receptor activity
Source: RefSeq, a predicted model, not a curated record